This is a messenger RNA of Rattus norvegicus (Norway rat), 4783 nucleotides long. NCBI's taxonomy places the organism in Eukaryota, Metazoa, Chordata, Mammalia, Rodentia, Muridae. The record is from RefSeq and is a predicted model, not a curated record.
UGAGAGCCUGAGCGGCGGCGGCCCGUCUGGAGCUGCGGCGGGCGAGCCUGCGCGGCUAGCGGAGCCGCGGGGCCGGGAACAGGUGAUCGCAGCGGGAGACCCGCGCCCUCCCGAGUUGCGGCGCCCGAGCCUGCGCUUCCGGGCUCAGCGGCAGCCUCCCAACCCCGGGCUGCUAGAGGCCAGCUUCAGGCUUAGCACGCGCUUCCUGGGUAUCCCUCUCCCCGCGCGAGCAUCUAGAGCCCCUGGGUCCCGCGCAGCCUCGGGAGCGGCAGCCGCGCGCGGCGGAGCAAAGUUGUGGACGUGUCCCGAUCGCUGGGCCCCGCGCCGUCGCCACCGGCCGGGCGCGCGCUCUAGGAGCGGCGCUCGCCCUGCAGCCCCGGGGGCUCCCUUUGCAAACUGCUCCAGAGGCUGAAACUUCGGGUGCCGGCGGGUCGGGGCCUGCGUCCUGCGCACCCUCCUCGAGGACGUCGCGGACGGCAUGUGACCGUUCCGGCGCGGGAAGGCGCGGGCUCCCUGGACCAGGCGGAGGGCAGGCUGCGGUGCACGGCGGGCCCGGGCUCCAGCCGAGCAGCCCCCCUCGCCCGGGCCCCGCCGAGGCCGGCGCGUUCCCGCCCCCGCGCGGGAGGAUUCGCUCCAAACUCCCUGAACUUCGGGCGGGUCCCGAAGCGGCAGCCUCGAGGUGCACAGCUCUGCUCGGGGACCCCAGUCACUUCAUCGUUGCUCUCCACCCUCGAGGACUCUAAAGACUCCUGGAGCCCCGGGCGGAGCUGACAGCCCCCUGCUGCUGGCCGUGCCGUGAUGCUGGUGAGGAAAGUGCCGGGCUUCGUCCCGGCCUCGUCGUGGGGGCUGCGGUUGCCGCAGAAGUUCCUUUUUCUGCUCUUCCUCUCGGGCCUCGUUACCCUGUGCUUCGGUGCCCUGUUCCUGCUGCCCCACUCCUCUCGCCUCAAGCGCCUCUUCUCGGCCUCGCGGACGCAGCAGCCCGGCCUGGAGGUGAUGGCCGAAAUCGCCGGCCACCACUCGGUGUCAGAGCAAGAGCCGCCUCCCAACCCUGCCCCUGCGGCUCCGGCCCCGGGUGAGGACGAUUCCGGCCGCCUGGUGGGUGUCCUCCGUAGGAAAGGGUGGCUGCGGCGAACCCGCCCCACCGGGCCCCGGGAGGAGGGCAACAGGGUUUCAGCCCUCCGGCCGCAGGAAGAGAGCGUCCGGUUCAGUUUCGACUACAAUAGUUUCCGCAGCCGCCUUCGACACCCGGUCUUGGGGACAAGGACUGAUGAGAGUCAGGAGUCCCAGAGUCUAGUGAGAGCUCAGAGAGAGAAAAUCAAAGAGAUGAUGCGGUUUUCGUGGCAGAGUUACCGCCGUUAUGCGAUGGGGAAGAACGAGCUUCGGCCACUCACAAAGGACGGCUUCGAGGGCAGCAUGUUUGGCGGUCUCAGUGGGGCGACCAUCAUCGAUUCUCUCGACACCCUCUACCUCAUGGAGCUGAAAGAGGAGUUCCAGGAGGCCAAGGCCUGGGUGCAAGACAGUUUCCACCUGAACGUGAGUGGAGAAGCAUCUUUGUUUGAAGUGAACAUCCGGUAUAUCGGAGGACUGCUCUCGGCCUUCUACCUGACAGGAGAAGAGGUGUUCCGAGUGAAGGCCAUCAAGCUGGGUGAGAAACUGCUGCCCGCCUUCAACACACCCACGGGCAUCCCCAAGGGCGUGGUGAACUUCAAAAGCGGUAGCUGGGGCUGGGCCACCGCGGGCAGCAGCAGCAUCCUGGCGGAGUUUGGGUCCCUGCACUUGGAAUUCUUGCAUCUCACUGAACUCUCUGGCAAUCCAAUCUUUGCAGAAAAGGUGCUGUCUGGCUCGUGCUGGCAGCAGGCUGGCGGCAGGCUGGCAGAGCUGAUUCCUCGACACUGUUCUUGGCUGCCCAAGGCUACACGGGUCAGAAAUAUCCGCAAGGUCCUCAGGGAGAUUGACAAACCCUUCGGCCUCUACCCCAACUUCCUCAGCCCAGUGAGCGGGAACUGGGUACAGCAUCACGUCUCAGUCGGGGGACUUGGGGACAGUUUUUAUGAAUAUUUGAUCAAGUCCUGGUUGAUGUCUGCCAAAACAGAUAUGGAGGCUAAAACCAUGUACUACGAAGCCUUAGAGGCCAUAGAGACCUAUCUGGUGAAUGUCUCUCCGGGGGGCCUGACCUACAUUGCUGAGUGGCGAGGAGGAAUUCUGGACCACAAGAUGGGACACCUUGCUUGCUUCUCGGGGGGCAUGAUCGCCCUUGGUGCUGAGGAUGCCAAGGAAGAUAAAAGGGCCUACUACCGAGAGCUUGCAGCCCAGAUCACCAGGACCUGCCACGAGUCCUACGCCCGCUCAGACACCAAGCUGGGGCCUGAGGCCUUCUGGUUCAACUCUGGCCGAGAGGCGGUGGCCACACAGCUGAGCGAGAGCUAUUACAUCCUGCGACCUGAGGUGGUGGAGAGCUACAUGUACCUGUGGCGGCAGACACACGACCCCAUCUACAGGGAGUGGGGCUGGGAGGUGGUGAUGGCCUUGGAGAAACACUGCCGGACGGAAGGUGGCUUCUCGGGGAUCCAGGACGUGUAUAGCAGUAACCCCAACCACGACAACAGGCAACAGAGCUUCUUCCUGGCUGAGACACUGAAAUAUCUCUAUCUUCUGUUCUCUGAAGAUGAUGUGCUGUCGCUGGAAGACUGGGUGUUCAACACCGAGGCUCAUCCACUGCCCGUCAACCGCUCGGACAGCUCCAGCGUGGCUGGGCACCGCCACUGACCACUGUCUCCACGCCCGUGUCUCAGGGACGCCUCUACUUUCUUGGGAUCCGGGACCGUUCUCAGAGGCACUGGGGACGGAAAGCCCACUAUGGGCAGACCCUGGACGGAUGUGUCGGACAGACGACUUUUUUUCCUCUGUGAGGAGACAGGAGCUGGUGACGUACCAGCAUGGGACCCGGGCUGUGGUCCCCGGCGCCUACGCGUUCCUUUCUACGGGGGAAUUUCUGUGCCCCCACACUUGCUGUCACUGGGCCAAAGGACUGGAGGUUUGCAUAUCCAUCUCAUGUAUUUGAUUCCGUUUCCUUUUUGGUUUCAGGAGUUCAGUUUUGCUUGACUUUACUUUUUUUUUUCCUCUCUACCCAUUUGAGUUUUAUGGUGAUCAUAAUUUUCAAAAUCACGGUGUCACCUAACUCAAGGAGACCAUAAGUGUUUGCGCGCACACACACACACACACACACACACACACACACACACACACACACACACGACCCAUCUGCUUUCAAUGCCUUUCACUCGUUGUAGACUCUGUCCCACUUUGUGUCACCUACCCCAUCAUUCGAGGAAACGCUUCCCCUUUGCUUUGGUCCCAAAUGUUACAAAUCACUGAUGUUAUUUUCAUUACUGUAAUGGAAAAAAAUAUAUGUGAAGUAGAAUAAAGGAGUUCAUUGAAUAAGAAGUAAGAUCGGACUCAUUGGCCACCAGUGGCUCCUGGGGAAAAAAUGUCCCUACAGUGUCAUCAGAAGCAGUCACCGUCUGCCUCGCCGCCGAGCUUCUCUGUCUCCCUUCAAUUAGCCCCAGAAAUCCAGAAAAUGGGAAGCCAGCCCUUUGGGUAGAGUUGGGUAGGCAUACUCUGAUGGAGGCUGGGAAGAAUUCCAGGGAGGUGACUCUGUUUGCCUGAGGUCACACAGCCAGAGGAAGAGGCAGGAGUAAGCCUUGCCUCCGGAAUCUCCUGGCCACCAGGUCCUUUGUUCCUCUGCUGUCAAUCAUCGAUGCUUGAUGAGCCCCUCCCCUCACCGGGGUUAGAUGGUCUCUGCCCUGCAGUCAGGUCGCUAGGAUCAUACAUGAUGCCCGCCUAUGUCAGUGGGAAGGCUACCGACAAGGACACAGGAGGCUAAGACAACAAUAGCCUGUCCCCGGGGUUAGGGACAAUAAGGACUUUUAAGCCAAGAGCCAAAGACAAGUAGUAGCUAUGUACAGACAGGGACAGAAAUAGUGUGAUGAUGUCUUCUAACCCAGACCCCUUGUCAGUCUCUCUGUGCCCAUCUAUGAACCCAGAAGCCAUCCGCAUGCUGAGGAGGCCCAGUCCCUACCCUGAACUAGCAGGCUUUCCUUUCCAACAGAUCCACUUGCAGCCUGGACACAGCUGAAGUCCUGGGUAAUGUUGACUCUCUCCCAGCCCCUUCGGUAGACAGUGCUUGUCAACUGGCCAUCAAGAUAAUGGGACUCCGGGCCUGCUGACCCACUGUGUGAGCCCAGACCAGUCACCUCACCUCACUGGGCUCUUUUCUAUCAGCAGAAGUCCCACCUGCUAAGGUUGCUAUGAAAACCAGCAAGAUGCUCCUGAUACCCUGUGGUCCAGCAUCCACUGCCUCCUUGUUCUGGAGGCUCCGGCGGCCCAGCUCUUCCUGAACAGAGAGUUGCGCUUGCACAGUCCCUGUAGCAGGAACCCCGGCCCUCAGAGCAUCAGUCACACACUAUGAUCAGGUGUCACAGAACAGAGUCUCCUGCUACCCAUAGCACACAAGUCAAAGGAAAAGGGACACUCGCUGCACAAACACUGUAGGACAAUUAAGAAACCAAGCUAAUCGGAAAGGAAAUACAGUUACCAUCCUACUCUCCGGAAUUAAUACGGUUAUAUUUUCUUCUAGAUCUUUUUCUAUGAAUAUAUAGAAAAUAUAUUUUGCAAAUGUGGUGUCAGCCUAUGCAUACUGUUUUCUUAUAACCCGCUUUUGCACUUAACUAUAUAUUGUCAACAUCUUUCCAUGUCAAAAAAAAAUACACAUAUGUCAGCACUC